Messenger RNA from Panicum virgatum (switchgrass), 1841 nucleotides. Its product is annotated as transcription factor TCP7-like. Lineage: Eukaryota; Viridiplantae; Streptophyta; Magnoliopsida; Poales; Poaceae. Gene Ontology annotation, molecular function: DNA-binding transcription factor activity; sequence-specific DNA binding. The coding region runs from base 115 to 777 and encodes 220 amino acids. Gene Ontology annotation, cellular component: nucleus. The record is from RefSeq and is a predicted model, not a curated record. The transcript has a single exon.
GAGAACACGGAAGCGGAGGGAGCUCUUCUUCCACCUCUACCACCACCAGCCAGCCAGCCAGUCCCGCCACACCACUGGCACCCACCCCCCACCCAGCACCAAAUUAGGGGCCGGAUGACCACCAGGCCUGCAGACGGGGGCGCCGCCGCCGCCGCCGCCGCUGCCGACAAGCAGCUCGUCCCCGCCUCCAACGGCAACGCUCUCGCCGUCCGCAAGGCCCCCUCCAAGGACCGCCACAGCAAGGUUGACGGCCGGGGCCGCCGCAUCCGCAUGCCCAUCAUCUGCGCCGCCCGCGUCUUCCAGCUCACCCGCGAGCUCGGCCACAAGUCCGACGGCCAGACCAUCGAGUGGCUGCUCCGCCAGGCCGAGCCCUCCAUCAUCGCCGCCACCGGCACCGGCACCACCCCGGCCUCCUUCUCCACCUCCUCGCCAUCCUCCCUCCGCUCCACCUCCUCGCAGACCACGCCCUUCGUCCUCGGCAAGCGCGUCCGCAACGACGCCGACGCCGAGCCCACAGUCGCCGCCCCCGCCCCUGGAUUCUGGGCGCUGCCGGCGCGGGCAGACUUCGGCCAGCUCUGGAGCUUCGCGGCAGCGCCGGAGAUGAUGGUGGCCGCCGCCGCCGCCGCGGCUCCCGCCAUGGCAGGGGAGGCGUCCGCAGCCCGGGUCGGAAACUACCUGCCCAUGGCGCAGGGCAACCUCAACCUGCUCGCCUCCUUCUCCGGCGGGUCAGCUCCAACGGCCACAGCCGGACGGGCCGAGGAGGAGAGCGCACGCUGAACAUUCAUACCCCCAUCGGCGUUUUAUGCAUCUCCACAUCUAGGGUUUUAUUUAUUUAUUUAUUACUCUAGGUUUUCUUCCUUGAAUCCUUAGCUUGAGACUUGUUGCUCGGUUUGCUUUCCUUGCUGCUCAACUCUGCCUGCGUGUCUCUACUCUCUACUCAGCUCAGCUCAGCUCAACUCGCUUCUGGUUUCCUUCCUCUCUAGUCUCUAACAGGCUAGCUUGGUUGCCGAUCGAAUUGGGUAAAAAAUUGCUCGCACCUGCAAAAUUGCUCCACUCACUCGUGUCCACUGCUCAGCUCACCCGCCCCAUGAGUUACCCCAUUCCUCGUCAGUAGUAGUAGAUCUCUUGUUUGUUUUGUGUCACUACACCCCUGGUUGCUUAGCAAGCAGCAAAUGUUGUCCUGGUAGUCAUAGAGAUUGGGAGGUGUGCGCGUGUGUGCUGUUGCUGUCAAAACUCAAAUGUACUACUAAUCUCCUCCUCUCCGGGGUGGGCUGUUCCAAGAAGAAGAGAAGAAAACUUCCUCUUUGUUGGACAAGCAAGGGAAAUGGCGUCAAAUUGUCGUCCAUCUCUGCAGCAGGCAGCUGGUGCAUCAGUUCAGCUCAGCUCCCUCCCUCCCAAGCAGAGAGGGGGAAGAAGAGGAAGGAAGGAAAAAGACCUUUUCUUACCACAAACAAACAAACAAACAAAGGAUGCUGGGCCUGGCUGUAAGUUGUCCACUUGGUCUGCUCAUCCGCUCUGUCUGCUUGCUGUCAUUUUGAUUGUUGCCUUCUGUGCUCUUAUCUUGAUUCCAUUAGUCAUACUGCUUCUGCACCUGAAUGUUGAGGGAGAUUGAGAGCAAUAACUAGUGUGCUAGUCCUCAAUUGUUGGUAGCUCAGUUCAGCUCUUAUGUAUGUAUCUGUAUCUAUAUAUGUACGGAUUGCUUGUUGAUCAGGUCAAGAAUUAAUGGAUGAAAAUAAGGACGGAAGAUGAAGAAAAAUCAUGAAUGCAUCCGUCUUCGUUCCUCGUCCCAUGGCAUAUUUUCUGUUCAUUAUGGUCUAAUAAAAUGGUUUGUUGUUGGUUGC